Molecule: messenger RNA, 753 nt
Organism: Monoraphidium neglectum
Lineage: Eukaryota; Viridiplantae; Chlorophyta; Chlorophyceae; Sphaeropleales; Selenastraceae
Exons: 6
Coding region: 1-753 (250 amino acids)
Cellular component (GO): nucleus; cytoplasm
Molecular function (GO): RNA binding
Source: RefSeq, a predicted model, not a curated record
AUGAGCAACCCUUUUGAGUUGCUUCAGGCGGAUGAGAAUGAGGAUCCGGAGGUGAUCGCGGCCGCUAUCCCCGCGGUGGCGAAGGCCGCCGCGCCAGCCAAGCCUGCUGCCAAGGAGGCCCCCAAGGCUGCGGUCCCUGCCCCCCGGGAUGCUGCCAAGACCGAUGCGGGUCGUGGGCGUGGCCCUGGGCGUGGUGAUGCGCGUGGCAGGGGCCGUGGCAGGGGUCCCGAGCGCGGAGAUCGCACCGAGGAGGAUGCCGGCGGUGAUGUGGACAGGUCCGGCCGCGGCCGCGGCGAGCAGCGUCUGAGGAGCGAGGGCCGGGGCCGUGGUGGCCGUGGUGGGCGCGGCAGCUAUGGCGAGAGGCCGCCCAAGCGCGAGUUCGACCGCCACGACGGCACUGGCAGGGGGAAUGAGACCGAGAAGCGCGGCGGCGGUGGCAGGGGCAACUGGGGCACCGACCGCGAUGCCACCGAGGCGGCCGUCGAGGAGGCGCCCGCUGCUGAGGAGGCGGCCAAGGCCGAGGGCGAGGAGGGCGCCGCCCCCGAGGCCGAGGAGGCCGCCCCCGCUGAGCCCGAGGUCAAGGAGAUGAGCCUUGAGGAGUACGAGGCGCUGGUGGCGGAGAAGAAGGCGGCCCUCAACAAGGCGCGCGGGGAGCGCAAGGUGGACGCCAGCGAGUUCAGCGGCCUCAAGGCCGUCACCAAGCCCGAGGAGGAGGUGCUGCAGAUCAACGCCAAGGAGAAGAAGUGUUGGUAG